Caenorhabditis bovis is the source of this 681-nucleotide messenger RNA. Lineage: Eukaryota; Metazoa; Nematoda; Chromadorea; Rhabditida; Rhabditidae. The record is from the annotation of a GenBank genome assembly.
AUGGGAAUCAGCGACAACGACGUUCAAAAGCAGCUCCGCCACAUGAUGGCAUUCAUCGAGCAGGAAGCUAACGAGAAGGCUGAAGAGAUCGAUGCCAAAGCAGAGGAAGAAUUCAAUAUUGAGAAGGGACGUCUCGUUCAGCAACAACGCCAAAAGAUCAUGGAGUUUUACGAGAAGAAGGAGAAGCAAGUCGAAUUGCAACGCAAAAUUCAGGCGUCGAACUCGCUUAACGCGGGACGUCUUCGUUGCUUGAAGGCUCGCGAGGAUCAUAUCCGCACGGUUCUCGAUGAGGCUCGAGGAAAUCUUUCGAGAAUCUCUGGCGACACCGCCAGAUACCCAGCUAUCCUUAAAGGACUCAUUAUGCAGGGACUUCUCCAAUUGCUUGAGAAGGAAAUUUCCCUUCGUUGUCGUGAGAAGGACGUUCGCCUCGUCGAGCAACUUCUUCCUGAGUGCCUUGACGCGCUCACUAAGGAGUGGGGAGAGAAAUCGAAGGUUGUCAUCGACAAACACAACUAUCUUCCAUCGGAAUCUGCUGGUGGAGUUGAAAUGAUCGCUAAGGGUGGAAAGAUCAAAGUUUCGUCGACUCUUGAGAGUCGUCUCGAUCUUAUUGCGAGCCAGAUUAUUCCACAAAUCAGAACAGCAUUGUUCGGACCAAACCCUAACCGCGCUUUCUUCGACUAA